AUGUGGACGAAAGCAAUAACUGAGGUGAAUGGACUUUGCCUCCCAAUUGAGGCCUCGCCCACCCUGCCAGCCCAAGAUUCCAAGAUCACUUCCACCUCCAACCUUCUACAUUCAACGCCUAUCAAAGACUCACAGGAUUUACAAUGGUCAGUUGAUCGCACAUACUCUCUUCUUUUCUUAAGAUGCUGUGCGUUCCAGCUUUACGCGACUGAAAACUGAUGGCAAUUAGAGCAAACGACAACCCGACGACCCGACGUCGUCCGCAGCAAAGCGUGGCAAGACAAACAAGGCAAAUCUCGUCGCCUCGUAAGUGAUAUCACCCAGGAUCCAUCGCUACAACGUCCUUGCUGAUGGCAUUGGUCCUAGGCUUCUCAACGACCCAGAAUACUCCGAUCUGGAGAUCCAUUGCCGCCGUGAGGUAUUCAAGGUUCAUCGAAACAUUGUCUGUCGACAGUCAAAGUUCUUGAAGGCGUGCAUCAAUGCUACUAGCGGCGGAUUCAAGGUAUACAGAAGUCGCGGUGGACAGACAAAGUGGAGAAGUGGAUAAUAAAUCAGGACCCAGGCUAACUCUUUAAAGGAAGCCCAGGAAGGAAUCAUUGAUCUGCCGGACGAUGAACCUCAUGUUGUGGAGCUCCUUGUCCAAUUCCUGUAUACAGAUGAUUAUGUUUACCAAGCACAAUGUCUCCAAAAUUCAGAAGAUCCUGCUCCGAAAACAGAGGAAUCACACGCAUCUGUCGAGAAAGUCAUAAAUGAUAAGGUCCAAGAGGAAGCCGCACAACAUGCAGAAUCGGAGGAGAAGGAGGAGGAAGACGAUGAGAAAUAUUACGAAAUCCCCGAUCACGAGCUUACAGCCCACACAAAGGUUUACAUCAUCGCGGAUAAGUUCGAUAUCCCGGACUUGAAGAAUUUGGCCAGGGAGAAGUUCCGGGAAGCAUUGUCUGAGGACCAACUCGACAUCUUCACUUCCGUGUUUAGUUGGGUAAACUACAACACACACGAGAAUGAUAAUGGACUCCGACAGCUCUGUAUGGACUUUGCCACUAAAAACUUCAAACUUCUCAUGGACAGAGGCGAAUGGUUUACAUUUUGUGAACAGGAUGGAAAGUUCACGGCUGCGCUCCUGAGGCAAAUAGCCCAUACUUCUAAGGCCCAUGUUGUAUCGACUGAAAACACAGCUGUUGCUUCAUCCACGGCGGGAGCAAGUCUGUCAGUUCCAAAUUGUCCCCUAUGCAAGUCUGGCUGGGAUGUUUCUUUGAGUACUCGAGGACAGCAGGCUAAGCACGGGUUCAAAUUCCGGUGCUACAAGUGUCGUCACAAUUUCCAAGACUAA
Messenger RNA from Hymenoscyphus albidus, 1330 nucleotides. Lineage: Eukaryota; Fungi; Ascomycota; Leotiomycetes; Helotiales; Helotiaceae. The record is from the annotation of a GenBank genome assembly.